Messenger RNA from Xenopus laevis (African clawed frog), 1098 nucleotides. RefSeq names its product olfactory receptor class A-like protein 1 (gene vn1r1.L). The transcript has a single exon. Bases 160 to 1098 code for a protein of 312 amino acids. Lineage: Eukaryota; Metazoa; Chordata; Amphibia; Anura; Pipidae. The record is from RefSeq and is a predicted model, not a curated record.
GAGGCAAAGGAAAGCAUGCUGAAAUUGCUAUUCUCAUUUGAAGAGGAGGUGACACAUAUCUGGAAGGUUCUUAUCUUGGCUAAGCAAAAGGCCAAAUUGUUUAAUCAGUCUUAGUACUUUACACAUAUCAUAGCCAAAAGGAACAAGCAUGCUAUAAAAAUGGAUUUAUGCGUGAUGAUAAAGGGUGUCUCAUUUUUUAUCCAAACCAGUAUUGGUGUCUUUGGUAACUCUGUUAUAUUGAUAUCUUAUGCAAACAUGCUCUGCCGUGGUCCAAAACUGAUGCCAGUUGAUAUAGUACUCUCUCACUUAGCAUUUGUAAAUUUGAUGGUUUUAUUGACAAGAGGCAUUCCUCAAACAAUGUCUGUUUUUGAGAUGGAACACGUACUCAAUGAUACCGGCUGUAAAAUCGUGGUCUAUUCUUACAGGAUAGUGCGUGCCUUGUCUGUUUCCGUAACUUGUUUGCUCAGCGUCUUGCAGGCUGUCAUCAUUGCACCUGUUAAAGGAUGGUCCAAGAUCAAAGAAAUCAAGUACUUAAGUCUCUCACUAAUUGCUCUAUGGGUGAUCAACAUGGCUGUGUGCAUAGCAGCUCCGUUUUUUUCUAAAGUUCCAGUUACAGGCAAGAUCUCAAAAUUUACGCUGAAUCUAGGAUUCUGUCAUGUUCUUUUUCCUGACCAGGUGAGCUACAUCAUCAAUGGCUUUGCUGUAUCCUUUAGGGACUUUGCCUUUGUUGGGGUUAUGAUAUUUUCCAGUGCUUACAUCCUAAGGAUUCUCUACAGACAUCGUAGACAGGUGCAGAACAUAAGGCGGUCAAGUGCUCAGAACACCACCGCUGAAACGAAGGCUGCUAAAGAUGUUCUUAGGCUUGUCAUGCUGUAUGUCAUCUUUUUUGGGCUGGAUAACAUUAUCUGGAUUAAUAUGUUGACAGUGACAGACGUACCUUCCAUUGUUACAGACAUGAGAGUUUUCUUUUCUUCUUGCUAUGCAUCCUUCAGCCCAAUAUUCAUUGUAAUAUCUAACAAAAAGAUACAAAACGCAUUAAAAUGUUCAUUCAGACAGAGGAAGAAGUCCCAGCCAGAAGUUUAUGUGUGUCAUAUAUAA